Molecule: messenger RNA, 1970 nt
Organism: Megachile rotundata (alfalfa leafcutting bee)
Lineage: Eukaryota; Metazoa; Arthropoda; Insecta; Hymenoptera; Megachilidae
Product: tsukushi-like
Molecular function (GO): protein binding
Source: RefSeq, a predicted model, not a curated record
CAUCAUUUGGGACGCUACGAAGAUUGUAAAAAGUACCACUCUUUCACAGAAAAUCACGAGCUAUCGCUGCAAUACGGGGAAAAGAUGACGCGAGGGAAGGAAUUUGUAAGAAACGAGAGAAAAAGAAGUGAUAUUGAAACGGGGAGAGGUUGUUUUUCAGUCACCAAGAUGCUGCUCCUCGCAAUCAUUCUUUCGUCGUUACUAAUGCAUGGCAGAACGUCCGUGGGCGAUGAAUUCCCUGAUAUUUGUCACAACUUGACUCUAAAAUUAAACAGUUCAGUUGGCAGUAAACUACAUGCAGAAUUCAUUCAAUCUCUCGAUCUAAGAUGCGUGAGCAUUGCAAAUAGCGGUAUCGAGUACGCUGAAUUAAACGCUUUCGAUGGAAUACCAAAUCUGAUGUAUCUGAAUCUCGAGGGAAACUUGAUUGCACCGUCGGAUAUGUUCUCUUAUGGUAGUUUGCCAAACAUUAGGAUACUGCUCAUGAAUGAUCAAAUAGUACGACCUACCAGCGGAGUGUUGAUGAUAAACUACAUGUUUGAUCCACUGGAGUAUUUGAAUUUAAGCAAUAACUUAGGAUAUUAUCCAAUCACUGGGAUAUCGAGCAAUAUAAGUUAUCCUUUUCGAACCUUGAAGCACCUGGACCUUUCCGGAAAUAGAUUAACUUCAUUCGAUCCUAUUCAGUUAUGGAAUGGCACACUGACACAUUUGAGGAUUAAUGACAAUAAACUUUCACGUGUCCGUCUCAAUGAAUCAAGCAAUCUGAAAUCGUUAACGUUGGAUAACAAUAAACUUCGAGGUAUAGGUCGAGAUAGUCUUGACCUGACGGGUCUAAAGAGUUUGCAACAGCUUUCGGUAAUGAACAAUGAAAUCAAUUAUAUUGACAGGUUGGCAUUCAACGACACGGUUAAACUUCGAUACUUGAAUCUCUCGAAGAAUACUUUGGCAACCAUCUAUCCUGAAACAUUCGUGAAUUUGACUUCAUUGGAGGUUGCUAUUUUGGAUUAUAACAUGCUCGAUACAAUACCUUUCAAAACACCGUUGAACUUAACUGUCUUGUCGAUGGACUGCAACAAUAUAAUGUGUUUAUCAGCAUACUCCUUCGUGAAUUUGAUAUAUCUGAAGAAGCUGUCUUUGGCCGGAAACGUAAUCUCGUGCAUAGCCACGGACACAUUUCAGUCGCAGGAAAUGUUGGAAGAGUUGUAUCUGAAUGAUAAUCAACUCAAUUACUUGCCGGAAUAUUGGGGCAGAUACCUGAAGAGCCUUCGAUACAUGAAUCUAUCGGGAAACAAACUUACCAUCAUCAAUUACAUGUUCGAUACACCUAAUAUGCCAUUGGAAGCACUUUACCUUGACGGUAAUCCUCUCAAAUACAUCAAACCAAACGCGCUGAAGGUGGUACCACAAAACGUGACGAUUUACUUAAAUAUCGGUGAACCACGUCCGAAUAAUUUUUGCGGAGUUUAUCGAACUCCUCAAAAUUCUAUGCUCACGAAUGAUGUAACGCCAAUUAAUCCUUAGAGUUGUCGUGCAGAUAACAUCAGACAUACGUACUCGAAAGUUACCCGUACUUGUUAUUUUUUACAGUUCAGGGUAGUUAUUGUUCGUUUAUUAUUUAUUAUUAAUCACGGUUGCUAUCGUUAAAAUUACACAGUAGAUGAAGAUUUUCUUCAUAUUUUAAAACGAAUAUUUGCAAUCAACGUGAUCAAAUGUAAGAACUUGAAAAAAAGAGGAUUACGUGUACUCUUUACUGUGAGGGCAGACAUGAUAUGUGUUUUUAUUUAGACAGAACGGAGAAUUAUAUUUGUGGCUUACUUUUUAAUACAAUAAUUUAGGAAAAUAAUAUUCGAUAACUUAGAACUCGAUUAUCUAACAUCACAUGACCGACAUUGGAUAUUUGUCUAUAUACUUAUAAAAAAUAAAAUAAAAUAGUAUUUUAUAAAAAAUUUUAAUAUUUUUAUGUACAAUUUUAC